AUGCUGAAAGUUGCCGUCUUCCUUAUUACUGUCGCCUACUACUCGGGAGCUGAGCCAGUGCUAUGGGGUUCUCGAAUCGUUGGAACACCUGCGGGACAAUCACCAACUAUGUAUUUCCGUCUUCCCAAAUUUGCCUCGAUAGUGGCAUUGAUAGAUGGCAUACGAAUUCCGAUCGGCAUAAAAGAUGGCAAGUGUUAUCUUAAUGAUAAUCAGGAGUGGGGUUCCCCUUGUGAAAUGGAUGAAGAAAGUGCCAACAUCACUCUGAAGGACGUAUCCAAACAGGAGGCAUUACAAAUAUUAAGUCUACAUCACCUCACGUCUGCAGCAUUUUUCGUGCCAACUUGUACUUUUCAGAAGCCAAAGCAAGGUAAUAUGUCGAAUGAUACAGGGUCCGAUCUAAGAACAUUUGUUUGGAAUGUUACACGAAAUAACACUGUCAAUUAUACCACAAUUCAGUGGUCUGCAGGAAAUAACGCAUUGGCAGUCAAUAUUGACUGGACACAAGAUGGUGCAUCGCCAGAAAUAGAGGAAUGCAACAGUUAUCGGGUUACAACGAGUAAGUGA
This is a messenger RNA of Echinococcus granulosus, 564 nucleotides long. RefSeq lists its product as hypothetical. The coding region runs from base 1 to 564 and encodes 187 amino acids. NCBI's taxonomy places the organism in Eukaryota, Metazoa, Platyhelminthes, Cestoda, Cyclophyllidea, Taeniidae. The transcript is spliced from 7 exons. The record is from RefSeq and is a predicted model, not a curated record.